AUGAUUCGGCAAUCAAGACUUUCCCACCGGCCCUCAAAACUGAGCACAUGGUACACAUCGCUGCCACCACCAAUGAGCGAAGAAACUUCGGCAGAAAGUAUCAUCGUCACUCUAGUUGCUAGGGAGGUUACAAGUCCCGAAACCAUAGUAGUGGCCGACCCGCAACGCGGAUGUAAGCCACACGCAAAGUGUUCAGGGAAACCCUUUGAUGUUCGGAAAGGAGAACAAUUCAAUUUGAAAAUCGAUAUCCAACCUUACCGGGACUCAACCGGGUGCCAUUUACCAGGAGCCGUAGACGCUAUCAGACCUCCUUCAUACUUCUAUGUUAGGUACGAGGACACCGAUGACCUCAGCACGCAAGCCCAAAUGACCGCUAAUACCGAUGUGCGGGUAACCGUUCGAGGAGGCAAGUGUCAAGGCCUGGCAGCGAAUAGUUGGGAUAUAUUAAAUCUCCAGCACAUUGAACUUUUCAAAGUCGCUAUCCACUGCCCGGGCCAUUAUUAUCUUUACUUGAUCGUCGAAAAAGAGAACGGUUGUGGUGCCCCAGAACUGCUUGCAAAGAUCCGGACUAAGCAGUUCAAGGUCUCCAGAUGA
This is a messenger RNA of Annulohypoxylon truncatum, 594 nucleotides long. RefSeq lists its product as uncharacterized. The transcript has a single exon. The record is from RefSeq and is a predicted model, not a curated record. Lineage: Eukaryota; Fungi; Ascomycota; Sordariomycetes; Xylariales; Hypoxylaceae. Bases 1 to 594 code for a protein of 197 amino acids.